Mixia osmundae IAM 14324 is the source of this 2213-nucleotide messenger RNA. RefSeq lists its product as uncharacterized. Bases 130 to 2136 code for a protein of 668 amino acids. Lineage: Eukaryota; Fungi; Basidiomycota; Mixiomycetes; Mixiales; Mixiaceae. The transcript is spliced from 4 exons. Gene Ontology annotation, molecular function: protein binding. The record is from RefSeq and is a predicted model, not a curated record.
GUCGACAGCUGUCUGGACCAUUGAGGCACCUUGCUCCACACAAGACGUGCCCUCAGCCCGACCAGGCCGCACCCUCUUACAGUCAACGCCUCACAGGAGCAGUUCAGCUUGCAAGCAGGUAGUGACCAGAUGGCCGUCACCAAUCAGAAUAGUCAUACGCCCAAGGCCGUAUUGGCAACCGCGCCCUUUGAUAGCAUACGGCCUGAUUCUGCCACCCAUCCCCAGGUGGGCAGACUGCCGUUCGAAGGACAGCCUUUCAGCAAUCUCCAGCCCAAAGUUCUGCCUGCUAGCUCGCUGCCCGGACUGAGCCAGUCUGCUCUCUCGGCUCGUCCGAGUACUUCAGCUGCCGGUACACCGGAUGCGACGGCUGCCUUACCCCCACCUAUCGCUCCACAAAGUACUUCUUCGGGACUGCGUUCAAGUCAACAGAGCCAGGAAAAGGCAAGCGACGCGGGUCACUCGUCUGGCUACCACCACCAGCGUACCUCUCCUGUCGCUCCGGCUCCCUCGAAGACCAAGCCGACGCGCAAAGUUUUGCUUUGCAUCCCUCUGCCGCAGUGGAGGCGCAAGUCCAAGGGCGACCGGCUGGCCUCGGACCCGCCCCAAGUAUCCGAAAAGAGUUUAUACGCUCAAGCUGACAAUGCGGCACCUCAAUCUGCUCCGAGUGCGCCGAAACCCAGAAUGAGCAAGAAGACAAGCAUGUCCAUCGUUCCAAAGAAUUGGAAAGAGUACAACGCGCUCUACUCUCGAAGAGCUAUCGACGUUGAGGAUCCUCCCCUGCCCCCUGCGCGAGCACUGCUGCAGACGUCCACACCCUCAGCAGCACCAGCAAGCGAGGAGUCCGAUCCAUACGACAUGGGCUACUAUUCUGCGCCAGUACCCGAGGAUGAAGCCGAUAGACAGAGAGCAGUCGAGCGUCUCGAUCUCUUCACCCAGCACGACAAGCUCAUCGAUCCACUCGUUAAGCCCGCGAGCGCUGUAGAGUCGAGCGGAGAUGCAGAAGCGGAUCUCGCUGCUUCGGGUGCAGCUGCAAAGGCAGCACUCGAGUCGGGAGGUCAAUCGUUUGAGACUCACCCGGCCUUCCGCAAUAUCGUCCAAGAGGCCAGAGAGAUGUUUGGCACAAAGGUCUCGCUCCUCACUGUGCUCUCGGACGACAAGCAGCUGUUCCUGGCAGAGACUGGUCUCGGGGGCAUGCGUGAGACUCCGCGAGACGCAAGCUUCUGCUCUCACACGAUCCUCAGCAACCAGAAUCAGGGCUUCGUGCUACUGGAUACGCAGAAUGACUGGCGAUUCACCAAUGCGCCUUAUGUCAAGAUGGCCGGUGCUCGCUUCUAUGCGGGUGUGCCUCUGAUGGCACCCGAUAUCGUCAAUGCUCGUCAGGCAGGCAGUGGUCAGCCAAUAGGAACCCUCUGUGUCAUCGACGACAAGCCGCGCACCCAGUUCACACAGGAAGAGCGCAGGAAGCUAGUCAAGCUGGCAGACAUGGCCCGCAGGGAGAUCGAUAACUGGCAUCGCAAAGCGCUCGAAGCUAAAGCUGCCCGAAUGCAAACGACGCUCGAAAGGUGGCAAGCCGAACGACAGUCUCUUGCAUCAAUCGGAGAAGAACCUGCCUCGCCCAACAGUGAGAAGCAUCCAGGCAAUGCCAGCUCUGUAGCUGGCGAUGGCUCGACGACGAAUAGCAAGGAAGUCUCGAAGUUCUCGCUGCCAGCGAGGCAUGUGACUGUGCGAGAAGAACGCGCUGGAUUGCAGCGCGUUUUCGAUGUUGCUUGCUCAGCCAUCGGCAAAGAGCUCCGCCUAGAUCUCGUUUAUCUAGCAGCGAUGAAGGUAGACGAAGGCAGGUACGGUACAGCACCGACCGCUCACUCGCUAUCUGUUCUGGGGGCUUAUGGCAUGCCGGAUCCGGCACCUUCAUUCGAUGGCGCACUGCAUCUCAAAGCUGCGCGCUCACCGGAAAGAGGAUUGCUCUACCAGAAUGCGAAGUCGACAGCUGGUCUGUAUGCUUCCGGCCUUCUCGUGCCGGUCGAGGAAUUCAAAGCCGAAGGGAAAGCGUAUGUGCUUGGCGCGUUCACUGAAGAUCCCAAAUUUGUCUUUGGCAUGGAGGUAUGUCGCUUUCCGCUUCUCAUGAGCCCUUCCUGACGUUGAUGCAGCAUCUCGAGUUUGUCCGCUCCUUCUCCUCCGAGCUGGUCUACUAUGUCUCCAAGCAUGUCAAAGUC